Molecule: messenger RNA, 4562 nt
Organism: Linum trigynum
Lineage: Eukaryota; Viridiplantae; Streptophyta; Magnoliopsida; Malpighiales; Linaceae
Source: the annotation of a GenBank genome assembly
GUGCACAUGAGUUAGAUAAUGGUUUUUUCACCGUAGAUUUAGAUUUGUCACAUUGACAAAGAUAAUUAAAAUUGAAAGGAAUAAAAAUUAUCUUAUUUGAGUUAAUAUACGUCCACAAAAUACUACCUUUUUUAAAGAGGAUUCAUUAAGAAAACAAAUGGGCUAAGGCCAAACGGAAAAGUACAAGCUACAUGACACCAAAUUGAAACAAGAACAAUUUUCCGGAGAGGAAAAACUGGUGUUUGAUUUCAAUAAAUGCACAUUGACUUCUUGAACAACGAUUAAUAAUACGGUUUACACCUCUCCGAACAAUGUUCGAACGAGGGUGUUUGAUGAUUUUGAUGGCUAAGAAAACUAAGUUAAGUUACUCUACUCCUAUGGAGGUUCAGUGAGAGCUCCACAAACUAAAGGCUAUAACUAUGGCUACAUUGCAGAGAAAAAGAUAAAGUUUGACAUGUGUUGUCAAAUGGUUGAUUGUGGAACCCUUUUCCCGUCUUAGUUUCUCCUAUUUAUAGCCACCGGGUGUAACUGCCUUGGUAACCGCCGUAAUAACUGCUAGCUGGCCUCUUGCCCCAAUCCGCCUCGGGGUCCCUUGUCUUGCCUUGUUGACUAGUUAGUAACCAUCGCCUUGGGGGCCCUUGUCCCUCCUUGGGGAUGGUGGGUCUCCACACUUAAGUCUUAGAGUGACUACCAUGGCACCAACUUGUCAUCUUGGUAUCAAGCCAAUCUUGUCGGCUUGAUACCCUUGCUACCAAACCAGUCCUGCUGGCUUCGUCUCCAUACUUAGCUUCUGCAAUCUUAUCAAGUUGGUACCUUGCACCCAUCUUGGGACUUAGUCUCCAUAUGGCCACAUAAGGUGCUCUAUGAGUCCUCAUCAUAUUGACACCCUCAGCUCGACAUCCUGGCUGAUUCAUCCAUGGUUGUUUAUACCUAGUUGGGUGGCCACCUCAGCUAGCCACCUUGCCUUAGUCAAAUUUCUUGUCUUGUUGGUUUGAUGCCCUAAUGUCGGGCUAUCAAACCCGUCUUGUCUGCGUGAUAUCCAACUUUCUUGUCUUGUUGGUUUGAUGCCCUAAUGUCGGGCUAUCAAACCCGUCUUGUCUGCGUGAUAUCCAAACUUAGUUUCUUUAUGACUCUCUUAGUUGGUACCUGACUUGUCGGCUUCAUACCCCCUUGGGGUCAUGGUGCUCUGUCGCCUUGCUUGAUUUCCAAGCCUGUCUUGCCGGCUUGAUACCCCUUUGGCUCCAUACUUAGCGAUUUCCAAGCCUGUCUUGCCGGCUUGAUACCCCUUUGGCUCCAUACUUAGCCAAAUUUCAUGUCUUGGUACCAAGCCCGCCUUGUCGCCAAUUUACCCUCUUUGGCUCAAUACUUAACCAAAUUCUAUGCAUUGUCUUGGUACCAAGCUCGCCUUGUCGGCGACCUCCUAUUUUGUAUCCGGCUUGGUACCAAGCUCGCCUUGUCGGCGGCCUCCUAUUUUGUAUCCGGCUUGGUACCCGAUCGUUUGGCACCCCCAUUGUAUUGCCUUGUUUUCCAUACUUAUCCGGCUUGGUACCCGAUCGUUUGGCACCCCCAUUGUAUUGCCUUGUUUUCCAUACUUAGCCAAAUUUCUUACUUGGGUACCAGGCACCCCCCAUUGUAUUGCCUUGUUUUCCAUACUUAGCCAAAUUUCUUACUUGGGUACCAGGCCUGCCUCCAUUGUAUUGCCUUGUUUUCCAUACUUAGCCAAAUUUCUUACUUGGGUACCAGGCCUGCCUCCCCGUUGUGUCGCCUUGUUUCCAGACUUAGUUUUUGGGAGCUAAAUUUCAUACCAAGGGGUGGAGGCAUCAUCCGGCUAUGGAGGCCCCGGAGACGGGCCGGCCAUCGUAUAGAGAAGAAGGGGUUUGGCCACUUAGGCCCAAAAACCCAACCCAACAAGGUCUAACUAGCUCUUUUAAUUAUUAAUGAUGAGUUGGCCUUAUAAACUCAUUAACUCUCUAGUAAUUAAUCAAUGUGGUAAAAGCUGAUUUUUUUUUAUGGGUAAACAAAUGUCCCACAACUUAGUGUAUAAGGAUUAUGCACUAAGUUGUUGAGCGCUAUUUGACCACCUAAAAUAUUAACUUGCUUCAGUCACUCCCUAAGCCAAUCAUAAACCCACGACCCUAAACCACAUAAACAUGGCCUGGCCUUAAUGAAUGAGGAAACCCACGUUACUCUCUAAUCCAAAAUUGGCUUGGCUUUAACCAGAAGGCCAUCAAUUAAAAAUCUCCUCUCUGAGCCAAAAUUGGCUAUAGCUACUGGUCCAUUGAGUCUGGCGGGACGAGAUCAAAACUCGGACUAGAGAACAAGAUCACUACGGCUUGCAAGUUUUUCUUGCUCACUCGUCUUAAUGGUCGUGCCUGGCCAAUUAUUAUUAUUAAUUUUUUUUUUUAAGAAUGGGGACGACUGGGUGGAGACAAUUUCCAUCUCCGAUUCGUCCAAUGGAGUUUUUUUUUUUUUUUCAAAGGAUAAUCAAUUCAUAGGAAAUAUAGUUACAUCCUGGAAUUCAGCCAGGUCUGAAAAUAAAAAACACGACACGCAGUUGACAAUAAUGAAAGGGCCUUUCUAGCCACCACAUGGGCUGCCCUACUGUGACGCCGACCUACAAAUCGCACACUAAACCCCGAAUGAAAGGCAAAAUAUGAAACUACUUCUUCAAACACAGCCCCCAUCCGAGUAUCACCCGUCUCUGCCCGAUUGAUUUUAUCAAUGACAACUGUUGGGCAUGUGACUCGGAUCCCGCCGCGCCAAAGAAAUACCGGCACCAAGGGACGGACGCACCAACAUCGGCGCGAGCAAGCGCACCGCAGAGCGUCAAAUACCAAGCGGCGGGCGCGCCAGCACCGGCGCGAGCGAAUACCUAGGCGAGCGCGAAUACCUGGAGAUGGGCGCAUCAGCGCCAGCGCGUCCGAGAGCAGCCCGAGUCCAACUUUGACUAAAGUAGCGAGAAUGGGAAACGACACCGUGUCCCACCUAUCGGGUAGUCACAUCAUAGUCCUAGGUAUAAUGAAAGGCUAAGUGUACUUGUCCUAGGUAGGGAUAUGGCCUAGUCUUCUGACAGGUCAGUAGUCAUGUCACUAUGACAGGUCACCAUGUAACUCACCCACCACCAUGUAGCCUAUAAAUAAGGCAUUUACUCCGGUGGGUGAGGGGAUCGAUUUUUCUGACUCUAUCUCUAAGAUUAUCAACUUCUCUCUCUAAGAUAUUUCCCUCUCAACUCCACACCCUUCUUUCUCUUCUCUGUUCUUGGGUCCACGUCAGAUUCCCAUUGCUUAUUCUCCUCAACCCAUUUCCCCGGACCUCACUCCUACACUCAGUUAGGUUCAAACAAUUGGCGCCCACCGUGGGCCUGAGUAGAAAAAGUAACAGAAAUCCAACCAAUGACAGAGCCCAACUCCAACUUUCCCGACGAGGUGACGCCCAUCAAGGCUAUGACAACCCCGAGAGCGUUCGCCGAAGGGAGUAACCUCAACGCAGUGCUCGUUGAGGAGGAGGAGCCUGAGCUGACAGCCAAGGAAAUGAGGCAGUUGGUAACGAAGCAAAACAGCGUCAUAGCUUACAUGCAAAAACAGAUGAGCCAAGUCCUCGCGCUCAUGAUGAGCAAGGAAGCCGCGACAGCACCAGGUGCUGCGCCUUUCGCACCACAACCAGGAGAGGCGUCAGGCGCAGCAGCGCCACCACAACAAGCAGAGGGCGCAUUGUCCACAUCUGAAGCGCGACAAAUCGAACUGCCAGGGAGGGCGGACCUCAGUUUCUUGGAGCAGCAUCUGACUCCGCAAUUCCGCCCUAACCCACCCAGAAGAAUCCUACAUCAACCGCUGAGCACGGAAAUAAUGGCGGAGAACUUAAGCGGAGCGCCACCCACCCUCCCAACUUACAAUGGAACGACUGAUCCAGAAGAUCACGUCAGCACCUUCUGCCUGAGGAUGCAACUCCAGACUAACUCCAACGCGGCGCAAUGCAGAACCUUCCCAUCAACAUUCUCUGGAAUAUGCCUCGAUUGGUACAACCGCCUCCCAAACGGAAUCAUCCGCUCAUUUGAGGAGUUCAUACUCCUGUUCACCACAAAGUUCGCAUCCCAGAAAAGAAGGCCGCUUCAUCUCAAAGCGCUAAUAGAUAUCAGGCAAAAGGACGGACAAAGCUUGCGAGCAUUCUACGCCAGAUGGUCCAGGGUGGCAAUGGCCGUGAGAGACCUCACCCCAGAAACUGCCGCCCAUCACCUCAUGGACGCCACCACUAACGUGGAGCUCAAACGAGCGCUAGCAAAAAGACCUGUCACGCUGACGACAGAGCUGGAGGUCAAGAUUGAGAAAGCCAUCACGCUAGAAGAGACACUUGGCGCGGGCUCCGACAGGCGCUUCGAACCCGCAAAGGCGUCCAAAGAGGAACAAGCGCGGAAACAACUACCAGUGCCGCGGAAACAACUACCAGUGCCGCUGGACUCAAGUGGCUCGGUACGGAGGUUAUCGGCACAAUGACCGGAUCAGCGGCGAGGCGUACCCAUUCAUCCAGCUGUUGGUUAUACUGCCUAAUCAAAGUUGGGAUCCCAA